CAUUACUUCAGAGGAACCAGGGAUGCCAGAUGACGUUGUUAAAGAAAUGAAGACGCAAAUUGCCGCUGGUAGGCACGGCGAAGCUCUCAUAGAAUCGACCUCCAAUGGAAGAGUGUUGAAGCACGGGUCCGCCAUUGCACUGCAGUUGGUUCAGAACGACCUCUGGCUAAGUUGCAACCGCGUCAAGUACUGCGCCACCGAGCCCUGCCCGGGCCUCUUUUUCGACAGCCCAGACGGCGCGACGUGUCGCGGAGAAGCAUUCUGGAUAUACAGAGCC
This is a messenger RNA of Geodia barretti, 277 nucleotides long. Lineage: Eukaryota; Metazoa; Porifera; Demospongiae; Tetractinellida; Geodiidae. The record is from the annotation of a GenBank genome assembly.